Molecule: messenger RNA, 4648 nt
Organism: Dunckerocampus dactyliophorus (ringed pipefish)
Lineage: Eukaryota; Metazoa; Chordata; Actinopteri; Syngnathiformes; Syngnathidae
Gene: flvcr2a
Product: FLVCR heme transporter 2a
Exons: 12
Coding region: 145-1683 (512 amino acids)
Biological process (GO): transmembrane transport; heme export
Cellular component (GO): membrane
Molecular function (GO): heme binding; heme transmembrane transporter activity
Source: RefSeq, a predicted model, not a curated record
UGGGAAAUGACGUGUUCAUGUUUGCACAACGUCGCCAUCUCGUGCGUACUCGACGUAUUACUCUACUGUACUCCUUAUUAGCUUGAAUGAAACCAUACUGGCGCUUCAGCUGAUUCCAGAAGUCUGAAAGAGGAGGGGAGGAACAUGAGCAGUCAGGAGGAGCUCUAUCAUGACUGGAUGGACAGCCACGAUGGAUCCUCUCCAACUAGAAAUGCCAGAACCAGUUUGGGCCGAUCUAAUCGCCAACUCUCUCUGGGAGAUGCGAGCCUUAUAUCGAAUUCCUCCAUUCAGGACACCUCACAGCUCUUCCCACUCAUGGAGACCAAGCUGUACAAGCGCCGUUGGGUCAUGCUGUUCCUCUUUUGCAUCUACUCCUUGAGCAAUGCCAUGAUGUGGCUGCAGUACAGCAUAAUUGGCAACAUUUUCAAGCGCUUUUAUAAUAUUGGCACCUUGGCUUUGGACUGGCUCUCCAUGAUUUAUUUCUUCACCUACAUCCCUCUCAUCGUUCCCGUCAUGUGGAUGCUGGACAACCGAGGCCUCAGGGAAGUCAUCGUGGUUGGCUCUGCCGUCAACUGCAUCGGCGCUUGGAUCAAAAGCAGCACGGCUCACCCUGACUUGUUUGCUGUCACUUUCCUCGGGCAGUUUGUGUGUUCAGUGGCCACUGUUUACACCCUUGGCAUCCCAUCGAGACUUGCUUCUUUGUGGUUUGGGCAGCACGAGGUUUCCACUGCCUGUUCGAUUGGCGUUUUGGGAAACCAGAUGGGCAUUGCCAUUGGGUUUCUGAUCCCGCCCAUCCUCGUGCCGAAUGUAGACGAUAUGAAUGAGCUGGCGCACCACAUUAAGAUCAUGUUCUACAUCAGUGCUGGACUGGCCACCAUCAUUUUCAUCCUUGUGGUCAUUGUUUUUCAGGAGAAACCAGAGCUUCCUCCCACACAGGCCCAAGCUCAGGCCAGGUGCAUUACUCCAGAGCAGUAUUCUUACCUGGCUUCGAUUUGGAGGCUGCUGCGUAACAAGCCCUUCAUGCUGCUUGUUGUCAGCUAUGGACUGAAUGUUGGCUGCUUCUAUGCUGUUUCCACACUACUGAAUCGAAUGAUCAUUGAACACUAUCCAGGAGAGGAGGUAAAUGCAGGCAGGAUCGGUCUGACCAUUGUCAUUGCUGGCAUGGUCGGGUCGCUCAUAUGUGGCAUUUGGCUGGACAAGACUAAAACCUACAAACAGACAACACUGGUCGUGUAUCUCCUCUCCCUCAUCGGGAUGCUGGUGUACGCCUUCACCCUCAACGUGGGUCACCUGUGGGUGGUGUUUAUCACAGCUGGUGUUUUAGGCUUCUUCAUGACCGGUUACCUUCCUCUGGGCUUUGAGUUUGCAGUAGAACUCACCUACCCAGAAUCAGAGGGGACCUCAUCUGGACUCCUCAACUGUUCAGCUCAGAUCUUUGGAAUCAUCUUCACUAUUUCCCAGGGAAAGAUAAUUGACAGAUGGGGUACUUUGGCGGGAAACAUCUUCCUGUGUGUCUUUCUGCUGAUAGGAACUGUAAUGACUGGAUUGAUCAAGUCUGACCUCCGGAGGCAGAAAGCCAACCAACAGGCUGAGGGACAAAUAAUUAGUCCUGCAGGCUCAGAGACAUCGGUGCAGGACUACGGGGGCACAUCUUGCAGCAGCCCCUGGCAAUGGCAGUCUUGACACAAACCUACAAGCUCACUAAAAAACAAAACACACAUCUGCCAAGAAAAUGUCAGCCGUUCGAGAUGAAAACAUCUCUCCUCCUGAAAUCCUGAAAGAAGGAAAGCUUUAAAUAAGAAUGCAAGAAGUAGUCAUGUAUUCUGCUAUGAGGUCUUGUCCAGGCUGAUUGGUCGCGGUACCAACUGACAACCCUGCUCCAUAUUUGUUGCAUUGUGCAACAUGAUGUACCGUGAAGAUAUUGACACUUUACACACAUACUGUACACUCUCACACUUACACUAAUCCCAAAACAAACACAAGUACAAUGCACUUCAACCUCAUAUGUCUUUACAUUCCUUUGUUAAUGGAAAACUGCACUUUUUUGGGGAAUUUUGCCCAUCAUCCACAAUCCUUAUGUGAGACAUGAACGCACGUCUUUCUCUUUUCUGUGCCUUCUUAAGAUAUAAAAACAGAUAAACAGAGACAGCUCAUUACUGCUCAUAAUUGGACACACCUAUGCCGUCUACAAAGACUUCUAUUCAAGCACCUUCAAAAACCUCCAACCCGGUUUUAUGGUUUUGUAUACAUACUAUAACAAUGUACAGUAGUGACAGGCACAUUGGUGAUAACCAGGAAUACUUACAGUAUUUUGCUUAAGUGCUUUGAGUGCCUUAGUGGUGGAAAAGCACUAUACAAGUGAAAGACCAUUUACCAUUGAUCAUUUGCUAUAUUUUGGUCCCUCCAUAGCAACAUAGAAACGAACGCCUGCACCUUGCAUUAACUUUUCCAAACUCAAAAACAAAAACAGCAGGUGUAACAGCAGCUCCGAUAUGUAGCGUGACCUUUUGGUAGUGGCCAGAGGCGCUGUGAACGCGGCGCUGAGGCGCUGUGGGUGAGAGUGUGGUGAAGUUAGUUGCUAGCUGGCUAGUAGCUAGCCGGUAUGGUGUCGCAAGGUCUCAAUACACCAGUAACGUAGUUCGAUAGGCGUAACAAUGUUAAUAAUAAUAAUGUUGCUGUAGCUUGGUUAAUAUGCACUUCACAUUCUGUGUAAAUUGAGCAUUGUUGGCGCUUUUUGGAGGUUUUUUCAGAAGGCUUCAUAGGCAGAAUAGGCGUUUCCCUUUAUGUGAAUUCCCAGCAGUGUCUCUUUAGCUGUUUUUUAUCUUUAGAAUGCACAGAAAAAAGACGUGUUUAUGUCUCACAUAAGGAUUGUGAAUGAUGUGCAGUUUUCCUUUAAGCUUAAAUUAUUAACUUAUUUUUUAAUGACUGCUACACCAAAACCUUUUGAAUUAGUGUCAAUGGUGUGUUCUGUCACUACUAAUGAGCAAUAUUUUAAAGGUCCUCUAUUAUGCAGAAUUAUUAACUAAAAUUAUGUUAUACCAGUUGGCCGCACAGUGGCCUAGUGGUUAUCAUUAGCUUCACACUCAGGAGAUUGAGGAGCUUCCUCCCACAUCCCAAAUAUACCUGUACAGUAUGCAUGUUAGACUAAUUGGACACUCUAAAUUGUCCAUUGGUGUGGAUGUGAGUGAAUGCUUGUGUAUUUGUAUGUGUCCUGUGUCUGUGUGGCGACCAUUUCAGAGUGUACCCUGCUCGUCGCCCCAAGUCAGCUCGGAUCGUUCACCCGCGGCCCAGAUGUAGACAAAGCGGGAUAGAAAAUGGAUGAAUGAAUUGAGUAUUGUGUCACUAGAGCCUGUUAAUGAUGCCCAAACGUGACAAAAAUUGAUCAUCUCGUUGAUUUGUUUGCUCCACUUUUGAGAGCAGAGGCGUUAAGGUCGCUUUUGAAGUUCCUGGUUUGAAUGAAAAACCUCCUUGCUCACGGACAUGAUACUGCCUCUGACCCGCCCCUAACUAGAUAAACCUGCUCCGUUUAUACAACCGCCCCUUUAUGGAGGACAGCUUUGUAAGAAAAAGCAGGCUUCACUACACAUCUGAAAAUGAAGCCUGGAGCUCUGCUGACUAUCCAUCAGUCCGCUACAGACGUGGGAGCUAUCAGUUUGAUCAUUUCUUCAGCGAAUAGGCUAACCAAGCAUGAUGGUUCUGUUCAAAUGUGACUGUAAUGUUAGCACUGUAGCACACAUUGCUAUGCUAGUGUUGCUAUCGUUUGUGUCCUCCUGUCCCACUUUUAAUAUUUUGUUGUUAUGAUAGAUGACAUAUAUUAUGUUGCACAAGUGAAGAGUUUCACUGUUUAUGUAAGGAGUGGAUGAAGUGCACAAUAGUGCUUCUUGGAGUCACACACUCUUGUCAACAGGCGUACAAACACAGCUCAUUAGCAUUAAAACUACAGACACUCAAAACCCGGAGUUCCCUUAGGGCUUUGUAAAAGCACUGUUUUUGCCAACACUGAAAUACACUAUUGUCGGACCUUUGAGACGUAUUUAAAAUUGUUGGAAACUUCAAUAAUAUGGGACAUUUAAUGGUGAAGGUUAACAGGACAGCUGUGUGUUUUCCUGUCAUGGCAGCUGGAAGGCUUUUUCUGCUUGCCACGCUGGAUCACACAAACGUAUUACCUCAGAAUUCUACUAGUUGCAAUAACUGUUGAUGCUGUGCAUCUUGUGUAUGCUUGAGAAGGUCAGUUUUGUCCAUGUUUUACUGUAAGAGACCUCCUCCAGACCUGGCAGGAACUUGGAUUGGUAUCUGCUUCACUGUGCAAGAGGAGGCAAAUGGGUCAUUUAGCAUGAGAAAAAUGACACAUAUUUCAUUAAAUAAAUUGUUCUAUACACAGGUUACACUGUAAAGGUGUAGUGUGCAUAGUUUGUGAUGAAGUUAUUUUAUGUCAUAUGUGGCUUGUUGUGAUAACUUUUUUUUUUAAAGAUGAUGCAAUUGUUUGGGGUGCUAAUUUAUCAUGUUGUGGAAUUUAAGGACAAAGCUGUGAAGCUUGACUGGAGGGGAAUGAUUUUCACGACACACAGAGCAAACACAAAUGAGUGGGCUCAGUGGAGUUUCUUUUCCAUUGUUUGUCUAAAUAAACCUUUUAAAACUGAACAAAGAA